This is a messenger RNA of Anguilla anguilla (European eel), 6887 nucleotides long. RefSeq names its product sperm associated antigen 17 (gene spag17). Bases 175 to 6768 code for a protein of 2197 amino acids. Gene Ontology annotation, biological process: epithelial cilium movement involved in extracellular fluid movement; axonemal central apparatus assembly. NCBI's taxonomy places the organism in Eukaryota, Metazoa, Chordata, Actinopteri, Anguilliformes, Anguillidae. The transcript is spliced from 49 exons. Gene Ontology annotation, cellular component: axonemal central apparatus. The record is from RefSeq and is a predicted model, not a curated record.
CACACACACACACACACACACACAGAAGGCCAGCGAGGAGACUAGUUCCGGAAUUCUCUGCUCUAUUUGAGUACAGCAUAAAACGCUACAUAAUUCCCAGUCGUUUGUACUCCUUAAUCAUGUCUGGCGUGCAGGUUGAAUAAUUUAGUCACAGUGUUCUAACACGAGUUCAGUAUGCCACCAAAGAGAGUAAAAAGCGGAAGUGCGCCCGGAGCGGCCGCGGCCGGUGGAAAUAAAACUUGGGAAAGUGGCCUCGCUGCAGCACAAUUCGAAGAGGACUCUUGGAAGGCGGACAUUUCUCUUGUGGUGGGCGUGAGGACGGAGGACGAGGAGAACAUCAAAGCCCUCGUUCUGGCUGUGCAGCUGCCCGUGCGCAGGUCGUUCACCGUGAUCACGUGGGAUGCCACGCUUGAAAAGAUCCAUGAGCUGGGAAACCCAAAAGCCAAGAAGCCCAAGGACGUCCCCGUGUUUUAUGAAGUCCUGGAGUCUGCGAAGGCGGUCCUGGAUGCGGGGGAGGAGCUUCCUGCUCAUCUCCUGGGAAAAGUGGUGAAGUUCCAGCUCCUGGUUGCUAAGGCCAACGACCUGCAGAGGAGGAUGACAGAGCAGAGGGCACCAGAGGAAAAGGGGAAGGGGAAGAGCAGGGCAGGCUCUCCCUCCAAGGAGAAGGGCGGAGCUGCCGCUAAGGCUGCUGGGAAAGGGGAGAAGGGGAAGAAGGUGUCGGAGCCGCCUGCCCCCGCCAAAGAGACCAAACUGAAACGCAGAGGGGAGGGGGAGGAGACCAGCAAGUGCAUUGAAGACGAGCCGGUUGAUGGGCCCCAGCUCUAUGUGCUGAUGGUGGGCUUCCUGCAGCCCCAGCUGGUGGCUGCUCUGGAUCUGUUGGGCGUCCGCGUCUCCAACAUCAUCAGGGUGAGCUCAGCGAGCAGCAUCGGCCGGGACAGGAUCCAGCAGGAGCCCCUAAACGAGCCCGCAGCGGAGAGAACCCCCACUCCCCAGGACCAAGCUGCAGAGAGUGACUCAGUGAGGGUGCAGGCCCAGUUGGCCCGGUUCUGGAAGUACCUGGACCCGGUGCUGAGCAGCGGCCCGCCCCGGUCCAGUUUGUGGGACGUGUCCCGGCUAGAGCAUGCCGUGUCAGAGGAGCGUCCCGACCCUGACAGCACCCAGGUCCUGUUGACCUUCGGGAUGCGUGUGUUUGAGGGCGUGGCCUGCCUCAUCUACGACUGUCUGGAUUGGAGGAGACAGCACCUGCACUACCUCAGCUGCCUCAGGCUGCUCCAGGUGCCAACCGUAGCCGUUGCCAGGGGCAACGCACCAAGCCGCCAGGACAGCCCUGGCCAGGCUAACGUGAGACCGGACCCUCAGACUCCAGCGUCCAAAAGGAAACCUGUCCCAGAAGAGUCCGCUGCAGUGGCACCGCCUGUGGUUACCUUGGAGUGUGACAUGCGGUACUACAGGGACCUGCUGGAUCUGUUCCCCCCCGAAACUGUGUCUGUACCCCUAAUCCUGCACUGCCUGAGAGAGCAGGUGGUGGCGACGCAGGAGCAGAUUCCGCCUCCAUCCGCAGUGAGAUCGAAGCCCCGUGCACAUGGGCUGGACCCCAGCCUGGCUGAUCACAUGAUCAGAGCCGCACUCAGCCUGGGCCUAUCAGAGGAGGAAGAGGAGAAAUUGCGGGCUGACUUUGGGGUGGAGGACUGUGGUCAGCAGAAGAAAGAGCUCCAGCACCCCCUGCUGUUCAACAGCCAGGACGAGAGGAGCAUGAGGUUACAGCAGCUAUCUGUGCAUUGUGGGCCGGACCCUGUGCAGGUGGAGGCGGAGAUGUUGCGCGGCAGUCCGUUGUGGCGGUCGCUGCGUUGCACCCCGCCGCAGAGUGAGACCAGGCGCCUGGCCAGAGCGCAGGAGCUGCUGCACUUCUGCACCGACGAGUCGCUGAGCUGGGCCGAGGUGGAGUGGGCCUUCUGGCAGUUUGUGUUUGAGAGCAUGCACCUGACCCAGGAGGAGGGGCGGGGCCUGGGAAUGGGGGUGGGGCCAAAGCCUCCACCCAUAAUUCCCUGGAAUGACCCCGCCUCCUUCAUACGGCAGAUCCGCACACGGGCUGCUCAGAGCACCGAGGAACAUGCCAAUAGAGAUUUGGAAAGUAGAUAUGACCCUGCAGGAUCAGAAUUAAACAAGGAGGAUGGAGGUCCAGUGAAGUGGUCCAGCAGGGUGGAGAUGGCAGAUAUCCAGGGAACCCGGGUUCGAUCCCUGAGAGACUGGCAGUUUGCAGAACACCACAAUCCCAGUGUUUUCCCCCAGGUCUUACAGAACGCCUGUGAGAAUUACCGCUCGGUCGACAUGCUCCACGGGGUCCAGGAUAAAGCCGUGUUCCUGGUCUGCCACAAUCCCAUGAGCCCCGAGCGUCAGAGCAGGGAAUUCUGGGAUAUGGCCCUCCACACCGAUGUGGGCUUCAGGAAGUACCUGGCGCACGUAGCAGAGUCCAUCUCAGAAUGGACCAAUCAGGAGGAGGCCAGGAGGCUCGCUCAGCAGGAAGAGAGAGAGGCGGAGCGCCUAAACGCCCCCACCCCCUCCGAACACUCCAGGGCCUCCAGGAAGAGGAGCAGGGGUUCCCCCAGAAGGACCACAGCUGCAGCCUCGCCUGUAAAGUCUCCCUGCCCAGAGGAGCCAGCCCCGGAGCUGCACAUCCGACAGGACUCUCUAAAGGCCUGGAAAAUGGAGCAGGAUCGACAGAGAGAGGAAGAGCUCGCAAAGAAAGCCAAGAAAGAGAAGGAGAGGAAAUCGGGAUCUAAGGGAGGCGACCGCUCCCCGUCCUCCAGGGCGAGCAAGAAGACCCCCUCUGCCAACCGGAGGAAGAAGCAGGAAGCGCAGAAAACCCCUGAGCCUGCAGCGCCCCCUGAGGACGGGAGGACUGAACCACAGCUGCCCGUGGAGGAGCCCAGAGGCUUCACCGGUUACUCCAUGGGGGGGGACCUGAUCCAGGUGUGGGGCUCCGCCCAGUCUCUCUUCCCCUCCGAUGGAGGAUGCAUUAGAGUGGAGAGCACACAGUUUAUCCAGGGCUCUACGAUGGUGAAGGUGUGCGUGACGAAGGACAGGCACGAGUUCUUCAUCCACGUCACUGAGCCCAGGAGGGACGGCAGGGGGGAGGGCGAUGACAUCGUCGCUGUGGAAGGAGGAGCGGAGCAGGAUAAGAGGCCUGUGAGUAAAUUUGGCUCCUUCUCAGCUCAGCUGGAAAACGGGAUCCGCCUCUCCUACAGCUACCACGGCCCCUCAGGAGAGACUGCAGAGGAGAAGGACCCCACUCUGGCCUCUGUGCUGGACAUCCGCCCACCCCCCACCCCCUCCCCCGUCCCCUCCAGCGCCACCUCCCGCUCCCCCUCUGGGAAACGCCUCAAAUCCCCCUCCAAAGGGACCCGCACCAAGGGGAGCACCCCACCCCUUGUCCCGACAGAGAGAGAAGCCCCAAGAGAGAGAGAGACGCAGGGGACCCCACAGUACACUCAGGGGGGUAAAGAGAAGCCUGCGCUGCCGGAGAGUUCUGGAACAUUCCCAGAGCAGCCCCCCCUCCGGUGCCUGAACACCUGCACCCCCCAUGGCCUGCUGGUGCAGUUCCUCAGCGCGCGAGCGGAAGGUGUGGAGGGGGGGCCCCAGGGGGUGAUGGUGAGGCAGAGUUUCCCCGCUCUCAGGCAGAGCCGGGGCCUGGGGGGGGAUCUCACUCUGUCCCUGGAGCACUCCAGACUCAUCACCAGCCAGGGCACCGUCAUCAAAUACCUGAGGGACAGCUCCACUCAGGUACUCUUUGCAGAUGGCACAGUCAGUAGCAGCCCUGACACUGGACCUGUUGGUAAGCCACCCCCUGACCCCCCAGCCCAGGAAGAGGAGGUGAAGGGUCAGAGGUCAGAGAUCAGAGAGCUGGUGGAGAAGAAGGGGAAGUUGAGCUCCAAGCCCAGCAUGGCUGCCACGGCAACAGUGAAGCUGGAGGGGGUGGAACUCAGCGACUCAGACCGCACGGCUAACCAGGGCGGGGCCAAACAGGAUGGGCCCGAGCAGGGUGGAGCUACUCGGUCAUGUGAUCGCACCUGGGUCACCACCGCGCCCUCUGGACUCCGUGUGGCAACCACAGGAAACAGAGCCGUCCAAACCCAGCCCCUCAUGGCCUGCAAAGCCACGGAUCUCAUGACUGGAACAGUACUGAUCACCAGGGAGGACAGGGUGCUCCUGGUGCUGGAGGAGGGUGGGAGUCUCACUGUGGAGCACGCUGAUGGCACCAGAAUCACCACCUUUUACCGGGAGACGGAGGUCCCCCUGUCCGCAGAUCACCUGGAGACAGGAGAGGAAGUUGUCACCGUGACCAGGAAACAGAAGUUGGUGAAGGUGGAGUGCGAGGGGUUUGUUACCGUGAUGAUGAGCUGUGAGGAGGGAGCCUGUUCGGCUGAGUUUGGAGAAGAAACGGUCAUCACUGCUCAUCCCAAUGGAUCCUAUCAGGUGUUUCCCUCAGCGGGGGGGCUGCUCUGUAUCGAUGAGGACGGCACGGCUACAUACACCUCCCACCCAGGCCACAGCUCAGCACAGACCCCUGCUGGCCAAAAAGCAGAACUGCAGCCUGGCUGCUACACCAUGAGGCACACCGCCACGGUCGUCUGUGAGGCCCUGGACCCUGAAGGGAACCUGUUCCAGGUGAUGGUGGAUGGGGAAACCUCGGCUGUUGUCUCUAGCCGUGAAGAUUUCUUGGAGGAAGAGAGGCAGGAGGAAGAGGGUGAGGAAGAUGAGGAGGAGGAAGAAGGCGACUCAGAAAGUGCAAAACUGCUGAAGUUCCCGUGUGUCAGAUAUAAAGAGCACUCACCCAGGUUCUUUGUCGUCCAUGAGGACGGCUCAGGCGUAGAGCUGCUGCACUACAGUGAUGUGGAGGACUUCCUGUGCAGUGCGAACUCUGACCCCACUGUCGCCGUGCUCAAGGAACCAAUCCCAGAGCUCCAAGGAGUAUGGGGUAUCACCGUACUGCGCCCCUGUGCUAAAGACGUCUGGUCCCGCUGGCUGACCCCUAAACCGAGUGAUGACAUCAUUCCCACCAACCUCAGGUCCAGGAGAUGGGACACGUUCCCCGCCAGAGAGAGGAGAACCCCGGGGCCCCCGUUCGGCUCCACCCUGGGGAGGGGCCUCUACCUGAAGGACCGGCCCGCACCCCGCCCACCUGCGCCCCUGCUCACCUGCCCCGAGGUGCUGGAGGUUCGACAGCUCAUCCAGUACCAGCCAAUCAGCAGCCGGCUACGCAGCAGGCUGCAGAGGCGACUACAGAAGUACCUGGAGCACCUGCUGGAGAGGGAGCUCCUGUGGGAGGAGGCGCAGCUGAAGGAGCCGCGUACAGAGGAAGAGAAAGUCCACGCCACCGACCUGCUGCAGCUGGUCCUGUCUUUUCCAGACUCUGAGAGCCCAGCUGACACCAUGCAGAGGAGACUGAGCACAGUGGAUGUGGCCUCCCUGUACACACACAGCAUAUCCUCAGUGCUGCAGGAAGACACUGUCACUCAUUUAAAGGGACCUGAGGUGGAGCUCAGAGACAGCUGCAGUGGAGAGCAAGAGGAGUCCCUCUGGGCCAGCAGGAUAGAGCAGUACAGGCGGGAGCUGCGGGAGGUGGAGGAGUGCCGGUGGGCCCUGAGGAACCGGGUCAUCCCCCCGUACUUCAGCUCCGACAUCUACAGGGCCUUUGCCCCCGCAGAGCAGGUCCCUGACAUGAAAUCCUUGUCAAUGGAGCUUCCGCCGUUUCCCAGGCAACGAGAGAACACUGAAAUUCAGGAAUUCCACAGAGAUGCUCCAGACCCAGCCAGCCGGAGGCCCUCGAACCCCACCCCCUCUCACGCUGCCGGAGGCGAGGCCCCCUCUCAGGAGAGACCCACUAACCCCACCCCCCAGGCUGCGGCCCCACCCCGCCCCCCCUCCGCCUCAGGGAACAGUCACACACUGCGCCCCCAAACAGAACAGGACCAGACCCCAGUGGCUCCGGGACCCCGGGACCCCAUUCCUGACCACAGUCCCCAGGAGCGCAUGUGUGUGCCAGUGUGUGGACCCUCCAGCCAGACAGAGGGGCAUUCAGGACGCACUGCAGCCGGGCACAGGACAUGGGCGCUGGAUGUGGCAGGAAACCCGCGCAAGGAGAGGGUCAGACUUCCCUCUGCCAUCCUGAGCACCAAGCCCAGCAGCCGACCCAAUCAGAGGUUCCUUUCUGUAGAAGAGCCAGUCCGGAGGAAGGUGCGGACUGUGUCUGUGUUGGGGUCUCAGCUGAAUGGGCAUGUACCGACCCCCCCUCGGGGUUUCCAGCUGCUGCCAGCUGAGGUGGAUUUUGGGGUGCUGAGGGAGGGGUACACCUACUCCGUCACGGUGAUGAUGAAGAACGUGGGGGUGGACUCCUGCAGGUUCAGCGUAAAGCAGCCGCCUCCUGCCACUGGACUGAAGGUCAUAUACACCCCGGGGCCUGUGGCUGCAGGGAUGAAGACUGACCUGCAGGUGGAGCUGUUUGCCAUGGCCACUGGGCUGCAGGACCCUGAGGAAGAGGGAGCAGUCUCAUAUUACAUCCAGAUCCACACAGAGACCGAAAUUCUUUACUUGCCUGCGUCUGCAACUGUCCUUCCGGGAGACCUGUAUGACAGCAGGGCCCGAGUGGGCGGGGCCAAGGUUCAGGUGGGCGGGGCAAAGGUGCGGCUGGUCUCCACCACACCCUCAGUGCAGCGAGGGGUUGUGCGACCUCACAGACGGCCCAGUCCUCCAGAUGAAGAACUCCCCUGAUACACACACACACACACACACUCUUUUGCUCCAGAAGAUUAUCUAAACCAAGAUGACACUUUAAACAGUGUAAAAUACUGUAACUGCGUUGUGAAAAUAAAGCAGUGUAUAAUAAAAAA